Messenger RNA from Cheilinus undulatus (humphead wrasse), 2247 nucleotides. Its product is annotated as nuclear factor 7, ovary-like. NCBI's taxonomy places the organism in Eukaryota, Metazoa, Chordata, Actinopteri, Labriformes, Labridae. The coding region runs from base 183 to 1565 and encodes 460 amino acids. The transcript has a single exon. The record is from RefSeq and is a predicted model, not a curated record. Gene Ontology annotation, molecular function: protein binding; zinc ion binding.
CCAAACAAACCAGGAAACAAAAUCUGUUUUGGUUUCGGCUCUGAGGCGAGCUCACAGUCUGUGAGGGGCGGAUGAUAAGAUCAUUCUUCAAACGGUGGAUUUACUUCCCUCAAAGACACAACUCAAAGUGAAAGUAAGUCUGAGGAACUUUGUAGAAGGAAGUGGAGAAGCUUUGUAAGAAAAUGUCUCUGCAGUCUGAACAGGAUCUCCUUUGCUCCGUCUGUCAUGAAGUCUUCAGAGAUCCAGUCUUCCUGGCAUGCACCCACAGCUUCUGUAAAGCUUGUCUGCAGCGAUGGUGGCAAGAGAAACAAAUCCAGAACUGUCCGGUUUGUAAGGAAAUCUCCCUCCAGAGUGAUCCACCCUCUAACUUAGUCCUCAAGAACCUGUGUGAGGCCUUCUUACUGGAGAGGGAGCAGAGAGCCUCAGCCAAGUCUACGGCCAUCUGCAGUCAGCACUCCAAGAAGCUCCGCCUCUUCUGCCUGGAGCAUCAGGAGCCAGUGUGUGUCAUCUGUCGAGAUUCAAAAACACACAGCGACCACAAAUUCAGACCGAUCGAUGAAGCCGCACAUGAUCUCAGAGAGGAGCUGCAGAAGUCUCUGGAGCCCGUCCAAGAAAAACUGAAGACCUUUGAACAAGUCAAAGCAAACUGUGACCAAACAGCGGAGUACAUCCAAGUCCAGGCCAGAAACACAGCCAGUCAGAUUAAGGAGCACUUCAGGAAGCUUCACCAGUUUCUACAAGAGGAAGAGGAGGCCAGGACCUCUGCUCUGAGGCAGGAAGUGAGGCAGAAGAGUGAGAGGAUGCAGGGAAAGAUAGAAGCUCUGAGCAGAGAGAUAGCUGCUCUGUCAGACACAGUCAGAGCCACAGAGGAGGAACUCAGAGCCGACGACAUCUCCUUCCUGCAGAACUACAAGGCUGCAGUGCAGAGAGUCCAGCAGUGCCCCCUGCUGGACGAUCCAGAGCUGGUCUCAGGAGCUCUGGUAGAUGAGGCCAAACACCUGGGCAACCUGAGCUUCAACAUCUGGACCAAGAUGAAGGAGAGGAUCUCCUACACUCCUGUGAUUCUGGAUCCCAACUCUGCACAUCCAGACCUCUUCCUGUCUGACGAUCUGACCAGUGUGGGAUUCAAAGGGAGACAGAAGCUUCCAGAUAACCCAGAAAGGUUCGACUACUUCCCCAUCGUUGUUGGCUCCGAGGGCUUUCAUUCAGGGUCUCACAGCUGGGACGUCCAGGUUGGAGACAGCAGCGACUGGAAGAUUGGAGUGUUAACAGAAUCAGCACAAAGGAAGGGAGAGCCGCCCUCCGGGCUCUGGAGAGUAGGGCUCUUCAACGGGGAAUAUUCAGCACGCUCGCUGCCGGAGUUCUCCACGCUUCUGUUGUUGAGGAAGAAGCUCCAGAAAAUCCGAGUUCAUCUGGACUGGGAUAAAGGAAAGCUGUCCUUCUGUGAUCCUGAUUCAGACACCCAAAUUUACACUUUUACACACACUUUCACUGAGAGGCUGUUUCCAUACUUCAGCAAUCUGAAGGAAGCCUCACUGAAGGUCUUACCAGUGAAGCACCAGUAAACCCAGCAGGUAGACGGGUGCACCACAGAAACGACACGUUUAGGACACGACCAUUAGGGACUGAUUCCACAGUCAGAGCUGCUGGCCUGGCUAAUUAUCAUGACAAAAUAGUUUUCAUGAGUAUUUGAGAAGCAACAGUAGGUUACGGCUGACAGGGGAGAGGAAACCUGACACCCCACAUCCUGUUUCUAGUAUCUGUAGCAUGGACAUUUGUCACAUUCAUCUGAGGAAGCUCCCAUUACGACUUUUCAGAGGAAUGAUCUGUCUGUCACAUGCAUGACCAGCCAAUCAGGGCAACAAGACAAAAUGAGGUUGUGUGCAUGCGUAGACGGUCAGGAGACCAUCUUCUCUACUAAGACAAGCUUUCAGUGUUUACACUCUUAUUUUGAAAAGAAAUGUAGUCCAGUUCAGAUUGAACUUCCUGUUUCCUACAGCUACAUCUGAGCUAAUGGCUAACGCGGCAGCAGCCGCAGCAGCUCUUAUUUUAACCCUAUAAAUCCCAGUAUGUACUGGGAAAGCACAUUUUGCAUUACUGAAUAAACACAAAAGAUAAUGCUAUUGGAAAAAUUUAAACCGCUUCUAAAUCUGCCUUAAAAAAAUGCCUUUAAUGAAACAAUACCUUUAAUUAAAAACCACCUUAAAUUAAAACCUGCCUUUAAUUAAAAUCUAACUUUAAUUAAAA